Molecule: messenger RNA, 2400 nt
Organism: Brettanomyces bruxellensis
Lineage: Eukaryota; Fungi; Ascomycota; Pichiomycetes; Pichiales; Pichiaceae
Exons: 1
Coding region: 1-2400 (799 amino acids)
Biological process (GO): DNA replication initiation; DNA replication
Cellular component (GO): DNA replication preinitiation complex; nuclear origin of replication recognition complex; nuclear pre-replicative complex
Molecular function (GO): DNA replication origin binding
Source: RefSeq, a predicted model, not a curated record
AUGAGGUCAUUUGAUGAUUUUGAAGAGUCACAGAAGAUUGUUUACGAGUUGAAACCUCGGGCAUCGGAGGCAGACAAAGUGAAGGAACAGAAUGAAGACAAAUAUUAUCCGUAUGACAAAUCAUCGUUAUAUUAUCAGGAAGGCAUACCUACAAAUGAGACGGACAUUCCAUUUAUUCGCCUUUUAAAAGGGAAGGAACCAAUCUGCAAUAUGAAAAGACGUUACGAGCUCUAUCAAAAGAACUGGUCAAGACAAUUAAGCAUUAUUAAUGGCAUUUUGAUGAACAGUGACAGGGAAAAGUUACAGCAGGUUAAACAGUUUGUGGAGGAUAAUAUUCAUAGAACAAACAAUUGUAAUGUUGCGAAGACUUUUUUAGGUGAUUCCACUAUGGGUGAUGAGAAGAAUUGGAAAGUGCCAUGUGCAUUUUUGAAUUUGGGUUCAAAUAUAUCAAACCAUGCCAGAUUAUUAGAUCAAGUUUACGAGUAUUUGUCACAGGACAAAAAAAAUGUUGUGGUAAGAAUCAAUACCGCUUUAUGUACCUCGAUUCGGAAGUGCAUGAAGAUGAUUUCAUAUAGGAUUGUGGUUCAAUUACACUAUCAGGAUAUGCAGGAUGGAUUCGAAAGUGAAGAUGAUACAGCUUUGAAUUCUGAUGGGGAGGGAAAUGCAUUUCUCAAUAAAAUCCAUCAUCUUAAUUUUAGGUCGAAAGCUUAUAGGAAUUUGCCAGAUGUUGAGGAGCUUGUUCAAAGACUUGCAGAUGAAGGAAAAUGCCUUAUUGUGUUAAUAGAAGAUGCAGACUCAUUACCUACCGACACUAUGACCAGACUUUUAAGUAUUUUGUGGUAUUCCAGUUCCUCAACUAGAAAUGUCAGUACACUUAUAGGAAUAUCAACUCCUUUGUCAAUUUUCCAAGAAAAGAUUUCCAGAUUAGUUCUCAACAUACUAAAUUCACAGAGUUUCAAUAUUGAUAAUUCAAAUGAGGCAAUUGAAAACAUCAUGGAGAAUCUUCUCCUUAAUAUUAAUGACACAUAUAACUCCUUAAUUUUUGAACCGAGACUAGUUCUUCACUUUUUGAAAAUGAAAUCAAGUAUGGGAAUUUCGCAAUUUUAUGAUACGAUGAAAUUGAUAUACAUGAACCAUUACUUUAGUCAGCCAUUGAGCAUUCUUUGGACGGACGAUUUUUCAUCCAUCAAGCUUACAAAGGAGUAUUUUGAUAUCUUCAAGAGGCUCCCUUCAUUAAGAAAUCUAUCGAAUGGAGAUUUGGAACGAAACAAUUCAAUUACAAGAAAGAUAGUGGACGAAACACAAAUUUCUCUUUACAAGAGCAUUUUGGAAGAUGAUGACUCCGGCGUUGGAUCAUUCUUAAGACUUAACUUGAACAGGUUGAUCAAUUGGAGGUUCAACCUGAAAAAUUUGAUUGAUUUCUUGAACUUUAUGCAGGCCUAUUUUUACGAUCUUAAACUUUGGAAGAACAACUUAGCGCUUUUUCAACUUAUAUUUGAAAACUAUGAUUAUGAAAAUCCAUACAACAACAUGUCAAACUUCGAUUUUUUAAAGCCAAUAUAUUUAAAUAUGAAAAAUAUAGAAUUGAAAAUAUUCAACAAGUUCUUAGACAUGGUUCAUGACGAUGAACAGUUCCAAUUCUUGUUUAGGAAAAAAAAUAUGGAAGACAAUGAUACCAUGACACAUGAAGAGAUUAAGGAAGGGCAUGGAAAGGUGAAUACAAAUAAUGCAGAUGAGUUUUUUGAGAAUUUGCAUCAUCUCAAAGAUCAUAAGGAUGUUCAAAAAUUUACAAAGUAUCUUAACGAAAAGCUUAUUGAACAUUUAGAUGAACUUAACAUGGAUCACCAACCGUUCAAGGAGAUAUGCUGUAUAGGAAUGAAUGUUACGGAUGUUCUGAAAAAUGCAUUCAAUCCAUCAAUUAGAGAUGUAGAAUUCAAUGCUCUUUUAAAUUCAAGGGAGUAUCUUCUGAAUUCGGCCCAUACAGAUAUAGACAAAAUAGAUAACAGCGAUCCUGAAAUGAAAUUAUACAAAUUGUUUGAACCAUCUAUGAUUGAGCUUUACAGAGUAUAUAGGGAGGCUGGGGUGGUGAUCAACGUAUACGAUUUUUAUCAGGUGUUUACAAACUCUAUUACAGACAGGGAAAGAAUAUGCGAAUUGCUGAUAGAGGUAGUGAAUAGAUCUAAGAUGGCAGAUAAGGAGGAUAGAAAUACAAUUCGGAAGCUAGAAGAAAUGAUUAAAAAGUGGAAAACCGAAGGAAAAGAUGCGGAAUGUGAAGAGUGGAACAAAUUGACACUAUGCUGGUUUUUGGAGCAGUUUGCUGAGCUCGAGAUCAAAGGUAUGCUAAAGGAAGGCAGAGGAACUUCAGGAGCACUUGAAAAACUCAUUUGGAAGGAUAUAUAA